Messenger RNA from Cavenderia fasciculata, 4374 nucleotides. RefSeq lists its product as uncharacterized. Gene Ontology annotation, cellular component: membrane. Gene Ontology annotation, molecular function: ABC-type transporter activity; ATP binding; ATP hydrolysis activity. The transcript is spliced from 5 exons. The record is from RefSeq and is a predicted model, not a curated record. Lineage: Eukaryota; Evosea; Eumycetozoa; Acytosteliales; Cavenderiaceae. Gene Ontology annotation, biological process: sorocarp morphogenesis; aggregation involved in sorocarp development; transmembrane transport. Bases 1 to 4374 code for a protein of 1457 amino acids.
AUGGCAUUGGAUAAUAACCAUCUUAUUGAUGAAAAUGGUAUAGAUAAUACUCAUUUAGACAAUAAUAACAACAAUAAUAAUAAUCAAGAAAAUAAUAAUAAUAAUUUUGAGGAAUCAACAAGUCAAGUAAAUGUUGAUAAAGGAAUUCAAGAUUUUAAAACAAUGGCAGCUCAUUUGGAAAUGGAAAGUGAAAGACUUCGUUUGGAAAGUCCUUCAAUUGAUCUUGAAGGUAGACCAGCCGAAACUGAUGAAGAUUUCAAGCUUAGGAAGUAUUUUGAAGAUUCCAAAAGACAAUCUGAAUCAAAUGGUUCAAAACCAAAAAAGAUGGGUGUUUGCAUUCGUAACUUAACCGUAGUUGGAAAAGGUGCCGAUGCUUCAGUCAUCCCGGACAUGUUAUCACCAAUUAAAUCAUUUUUUAAUUUUUUUAACCCCGAUUCAUGGAAAAAAUCAAAUGGUACAACAUUUGAUAUUCUUCAUAAUGUUAAUGCAUUUUGUAAAGAUGGUGAGAUGUUGUUGGUAUUGGGUCGUCCAGGAUCUGGAUGCAGCACACUUUUACGUGUUAUUUCCAAUCAAAGAGACUCUUAUGUCCAAGUUAAAGGAGAUGUUAGUUAUGGAGGUAUGCCAGCUAGCAAGUGGUCCAAGUAUCGUGGUGAAGCUAUUUACACACCCGAGGAGGACUGCCAUUUCCCCAUUUUGACCGUUCAAGAGACACUCAACUUUACUCUUAAAUGCAAGACCCCAGGUCACAAUGUUCGUCUCCCAGAAGAGACCAAACGAACAUUCCGUGACAAAAUCUCGAAUCUGUUGCUCAACAUGUUUGGCAUUGUCCAUCAAGCCGACACCAUGGUUGGUAAUGAAUGGAUUCGUGGCCUGUCUGGUGGUGAACGUAAACGUAUGACCAUUACCGAAGCAAUGGUCUCUGCCGCCCCCAUCACAUGUUGGGACAGCUCUACACGUGGUCUCGAUAGUGCUAGUGCUCUCGACUAUGCCAAAUCUCUUCGUAUCAUGUCUGACACACUCGACAAGACCACUAUUGCUUCGUUUUACCAAGCUUCCGACUCGAUCUUUUACCAAUUUGAUAAUAUCUUGUUACUUGAAAAGGGAAGAUGUAUCUACUUUGGUCCAGUUGGUGAAGCCAAGCAAUACUUUUUGGACAUGGGAUUUGAAUGUGAACCUAGAAAGUCUAUUCCCGACUUUUUAACUGGUAUUACCAAUGCACAAGAACGUCGUGUCAAUGCCGCCUACACUGGUGUCCCUCCGCCAGAGACUUCUGCUGAAUUUGAAGCACGUUGGUUGCAGUCCCCCAACUACCAACGUUCUAUCCAACGUCAACAAGAGUUUGAACAACAGGUCGAGCAGCAACAACCACACAUUGAAUUUGCCGAGCAGGUUCGUGCCGAAAAGUCUGGUACCACACCCAAAAACAGACCAUACAUCACAUCGUUUGUGACUCAAGUCAUGGCUCUCACCGUACGUCAAUUCCAACUAUUUGGAGGAGACAAGGUCGGUCUCUUUUCAAGAUACUUUUCACUGAUUGUCCAAUCUGUCAUUUAUGGAUCGAUCUUUCUCCAACUUGGCAGUGGUCUCAAUGGUAUCUUUACUAGAGGUGGUGCUAUUUUUGCCAGUAUCGGUUUGAAUGCCUUUGUCUCUCAAGGUGAACUUGCAGCCACAUUCACCGGUCGUAGAAUCCUCCAAAAGCACCGUUCUUAUGCUCUCUACCGUCCAUCAGCCUUUUACGUUGCACAAGUUGUCAAUGAUGUGCCCGUUCAAGCCUUACAAAUCUUCCUCUACUCGAUCAUUGCCUACUUUAUGUUUGGACUCCAAUACUCUGCCGAUCAAUUCUUUAUCUUUUGUUUUGGUUUACUCGGUGUCUCCCUUGCCAUAACUAGUCUAUUUCGUUUAGUUGGUAAUUGUAAUGGUUCAAUGUUCUUUUCUCAAAAUUUAAUUUCAAUUAUUAUUAAUAUGAUGUUUACAUUUGUUGGAUAUUCUAUACCAUAUCCAAAGAUUAAAGAAGUAAUGUGGUAUGGAUGGUUUUAUUGGGUUAAUCCAAUAUCUUAUACAUUCAAAGCAUUAAUGUCAAAUGAAUUUAGAGAUUUGACAUUUGAUUGUACAGAGUCUGCUAUACCCGCCGGACAAUCCUACAACAACUCAAAUUAUCGUAUUUGUCCAAUCCCUGGAGCUGUCCAAGGACAAAUGUUUAUUACUGGUGAAGAGUAUCUAGACUAUUCACUUGGUUUCAAGAUUGAUGAUCGUGCCUACAAUAUGGUCAUCAUUUAUUUGUUUUGGUUGCUGUUUGUAGUAUUGAAUAUGGUUGCUAUCGAAGUUUUGGAAUGGACCAGUGGAGGUUACACUCACAAGGUCUAUAAAGCUGGAAAGGCACCCAAGAUCAACGACUCUGAAGAAGAACUCAAACAAAUUCGUAUGGUGCAAGAAGCUACUGGCAAGAUGAAGGAUACUCUCAAGAUGUUUGGUGGUGAAUUUACUUGGCAACAUAUUAGAUACUCUGUAACACUGCCCGACAAGACUGACAAGUUGUUGUUGGACGAUGUUGAGGGUUGGAUCAAACCAGGUCAAAUGACUGCGUUGAUGGGUAGUUCAGGUGCCGGCAAGACCACACUACUCGAUGUUUUGGCCAAAAGAAAGACUAUGGGCAAGACCCAAGGUACAUCACUUUUGAAUGGUAGACCUUUGGAAAUUGAUUUUGAACGUAUCACUGGAUACGUCGAACAAAUGGACGUCCACAACCCUCACUUGACAGUUCGUGAAGCUCUUUGUUUCUCUGCAAAGAUGCGUCAAGAACCCACCGUCCCAUUGGAAGAAAAGUAUGAAUACGUCGAACAUAUCCUCGAAAUGAUGGAAAUGAAACAUCUUGGUGAUGCUCUCAUCGGUGAUUUGGAAUCUGGUGUUGGUAUCUCUGUUGAAGAACGUAAACGUCUAACUAUUGGUAUUGAACUAGUUGCUAAACCUCAUAUCCUUUUCUUGGAUGAACCGACAUCUGGCCUAGAUUCACAAUCUUCAUAUAAUAUUAUUAAAUUUAUUCGUAAACUUGCAGAUGCUGGUAUGCCAUUGGUUUGUACCAUUCAUCAACCAUCAUCUGUAUUGUUUGAAUAUUUUGAUCGUUUAUUAUUGUUGGCAAAGGGUGGCAAGACAGCCUACUUUGGUGACAUUGGAGAGAAUAGUAAGAUUUUGACAUCUUAUUUCGAAAGACAUGGUGUUCGUCCAUGCACUCCAAAUGAAAACCCAGCAGAGUAUAUGCUCGAAGCAAUUGGUGCUGGUGUCUAUGGAAAGACUGAUGUGGAUUGGCCAGCUGUUUGGAAGGAAUCAUCGGAAUACAAAGAUGUUGCUCAACAUUUGGAUGAACUACUCAACACAGUUCAAAUCAUCGACGAUGAUAGUAACAAAGAAAAACCAAGAGAAUUUGCUACAUCGAAAUGGUAUCAAAUGGUAGAGGUCUAUAAACGUUUGAAUGUAAUUUGGUGGCGUAAUCCAUCCUAUUCAUUUGGUCGUUUCUUCCAAUCGGUUGCUUCUGGACUCAUGUUGGCAUUUAGUUUCUACAAUCUUGACAACUCCUCGUCUGAUAUGUUGCAACGUCUCUUUUUCAUGUUACAGGCUAUUGUCAUUGGUAUGAUGCUCAUCUUUAUCUCGUUGCCACAGUUUUACAUUCAACGAGAGUAUUUCAGACGUGACUAUUCAAGCAAGAUCUAUUCUUGGGAACCUUUUGCACUGGGUAUUGUUCUCGUCGAGCUGCCAUAUGUCAUUGUCACCAACACCAUCUUCUUUUUCAUCACCUAUUGGACGGUCGGACUGGACUUUAGCGCAUCCACUGGUAUCUACUAUUGGAUGAUCAAUAAUCUCAAUCUCUUUGUCAUGAUUUCACUUGGACAAGCCAUCGCAGCCAUUUCAACCAACACCUUUUUCGCCAUGCUCCUCACACCGGUGAUUGUCAUCUUUCUCUGGUUGUUUGCUGGUAUUGUCGUGCCUCCAAGCGACAUACCAACCUUUUGGUACUACACUGCCUACACCCUCAAUCCAACUCGUUACUAUCUCGAAGGUAUCAUCACCAAUGUCUUAAAGGAUAUCACGGUUGUUUGCACGGAUCGUGAUCUCAUCAAGUUUGAUCCACCCACUGGUAUGACUUGUGGUCAAUACACUGAACAGUUUUUCGCCAAUGGUGCCUCGGGUGCUAUUGUCAACCCUGACGAUACUGCUCAAUGUGGAUACUGCCAAUACACAAGUGGUGCCCAAUACUAUGAAAACUUGGGAUGGUCAGAACAAAAUCGUUGGAGAUCAUUCUAUCUUUUGAUUUUAUAUUGGUUAUUCAACACUGGUCUUGUUUUGACAUUUGUCUAUAUUACAAGAAAAGCUAAUAGAUAA